AUGUCCCGACGUCCACGUGCUGUCAAGUUUUCCCUUGCUGUCCGCAAAAACAUUUGGGACGGUUGGGAAAACAAAAAGGGGGAGCUUGAACAGAGGCUCUCUGAUAUACUCGGUCAGCCUUGGACUAUAAGUGCCGAUCCUUGGGCUCUCUAUCCUUAUGCCGAAGAAUACUCUUGGGCUCAACAGUCUCUCGGCGAUGCUAUAUUCAGUCUUGUCUCAAGAGAUCUCUCAAAUCCUACAUUCUAUCUACUAACUCUCAUUACCCUCCUAAGAUAUGUCGAGAGUGCUUCGGAUCAAAUCUGGCUUUUUCUUACGCAGCACGGAGAUGAAGUUCAGGCCGAAAUCAACGAGAUCUGCUCUGCCCACGUACUAACUCUUGACUAUGACGAUACCAAUACUGUCGACUACUGCGGUGUCAGAGUCUCACCUGAGGGUAAACUUAUGAUAGUCUUCAACGAACACCGUUUCGGAACCAACGCGAGCGUUGCUGCUGAGAGCAACAAUCUCACCAAGGCUCUGAAUGAUGCCCCUUCACCAAAGCCCAUGAGCUUCAUCGUCAGGUCGUCUAUCAGGAGAGACUACGACCCUCGUAUCAAAGAAAUCCAAGAAAAGCUGAACAAGAUUGUCAAGCAGGAACUUUCCCUUAUUCCAAAUUUCGAAGCAAAUUUCGUAAAGCUGAAGGGUAACGCUGGUGACAACCUUGAUUGGCAGUCUAAUUUUGGAAACAUUCAAUUAUCUUACUUUGAUGCCUUGGUCUCGCAGCUUGAGCAUUAUAAGUUCGGUGAGGAUGCCAUGCUUCAAGAGGGUCUUCUUGAAAUAAGGCCCAAGAAUGCGGUUCACAUCCGUGUUGUGGAUCAGAUCAAGAGAACUUAUAGCGAGGUUAUUGCUGAGGAUGGUAUUCUUUACCUUCAGACUACUCCGAAUCAUUUUGGUGUCAACACAUCUGAGGUGGCAACCGAUAUUGUCAAUAUUUUGUAG
Molecule: messenger RNA, 978 nt
Organism: Fusarium coffeatum
Lineage: Eukaryota; Fungi; Ascomycota; Sordariomycetes; Hypocreales; Nectriaceae
Exons: 4
Coding region: 1-978 (325 amino acids)
Source: RefSeq, a predicted model, not a curated record